Molecule: messenger RNA, 4735 nt
Organism: Microtus ochrogaster (prairie vole)
Lineage: Eukaryota; Metazoa; Chordata; Mammalia; Rodentia; Cricetidae
Gene: Eloa
Product: elongin A
Exons: 11
Coding region: 82-2412 (776 amino acids)
Biological process (GO): transcription elongation by RNA polymerase II
Cellular component (GO): nucleus; elongin complex
Molecular function (GO): protein binding
Source: RefSeq, a predicted model, not a curated record
GGGCCGCACGGAGGGCGGAGUUGCGGCCCGAGGACGCGACGCGAGCCCAGUUCCGGCGAGGAGGCCGCGCCAGUGACAGCGAUGGCGGCGGAGUCGGCGCUCCAAGUUGUGGAGAAGCUGCAGGCGCGCCUGGCCACGAACCCCGACCCUAAGAAGCUCUUGAAAUAUUUGAAGAAACUUUCCAUCUUGCCUAUCACAGUAGACAUUCUUGUGGAGACUGGGGUAGGGAAAACAGUAAACAGCUUUCGAAAGCAUGAACAAGUGGGGAACUUUGCCAGAGACUUGGUGGCCCAAUGGAAGAAGUUGGUUCCUGUAGAGCGAAACAAUGAAGCUGAGGAUCAGGAUUUGGAGAAGAGCAGUUCCCGAAAGCGCCCCCGAGAUGCUCUUCAGAGGGUGGAGGAAGUGGAGGGGGACUACCAGGAAAGUUGGAAAGCCUCUGGCAGCCGAUCCUAUAGUCCUGAGCACAGGCAGAAAAAACACAAGAAACUCUCUGAGCCUGAAAGGCCUCACAAAGUGGCUCACAGUCACGAGAGGAGGGAUGAAAGAAAGAGGUGUCACAGAGUGUCACCACCAUAUUCUUCAGACCCUGAGUCUUCUGAUUAUGGCCAUGUUCAAUCCCCCCCACCUUCCAGUCCACAUCAAAUGUACACCAACCACUAUAGGUCGCCAGAGGAGGACCAUGAGCCCAUCAUGUCACACCAGAAGCCUGGAAAAGUCCACAGUAAUACCUUUCAGGACAGACUAGGAGCUAGUCAAGAACGACACUUGGGUGAGCACCAGGGAAAAGGGGCUGUAAGCCAAAACAAGGAGCACAAAUCUUCCCACAAGGAGAAACGGCCUGUGGAUGCCAGGGGUGAUGAGAAGGGCUCUGCCCUGGGCAGAGAGAAAUCAUCACACAAGGCCUCUUCCAAAGAGGAGAACCGAAGGCUGCUCUCAGGGGACAGUGCCAAGGGGAAGCUGCCCUCUAGCGUUGCCAAGAAAGAGAAGGACAGAGAGAGCAACAGUCUCAAGAAGUUUGCACCUGCCUCAGAGGCUGUUUCAGAAAACCACUUUAGAAAGCCCAAACACAAGGACUCCGAGAAGAGCAAGGCAGACAGGAACAAGCCGAGUGCAGACGGCUUAGACUCGGGGCGGGGGGCAGGGGACCUGCUGCUCAAAGCAAAAGAGAAAGCUCCCAACAGCCUGAAGACCCCGGAGGGAAAAGGAAGAUCUAACUCGGAUCGAAAGUCACCAGCCUCGCUCCCUAAAGUAGAGGAGCCGGAGGUGGAUGAUGAGUUUGAGCAGCCCACCAUGUCCUUUGAGUCAUACCUCAGCUAUGACCAGCCUCGCAAGAAAAAGAAGAAGGUUGUGAAACCCUCAACCACAGCACUUGGAGAAAAAGGACUUAAAAAAAAGGACUCCAAAAGCGUUAGUAAAAACUUGAACUCAGUUCAGAAAUUGCCCAAGGUCAAUGAAAACAAGUCCGAGAAGUCGCAGCCAGUGGGAGCUGAGCCUCCCAGGUCUCGAAAGGCCCCUACUGAUGUGCUGCCAGCAUUGCCAGACAUCCCCUUACCUGCUAUACAAAGCAACUACCGUCCCCUUCCUUCCCUUGAGUUGAUUUCUUCCUUCCAGCCAAAGCGAAAAGCAUUCUCUUCACCCCAGGAAGAAGAAGAAGCUGGAUUCACAGGACGCAGAAUGAAUUCUAAGAUGCAGGUGUAUUCAGGUUCCAAGUGUGCCUAUCUCCCCAAAAUGAUGACCUUGCACCAGCAGUGUAUCCGGGUGCUUAAGAACAACAUUGCAGCUAUCUAUGAAGUGGGAGGAGUCCCCUAUUCUGUUCUUGAACCCGUCCUGGAGAGGUGUACACCUGAUCAGCUCUAUCGAAUAGAGGAAUGCAAUCACGUAUUAAUUGAGGAAACAGAUCAGUUAUGGAAAGUUCACUGUCACCGAGACUUUAAGGAGGAACGACCAGAAGAGUACGAGUCCUGGCGGGAGAUGUACUUGCGGCUUCAGGAUGCCAGAGAGCAGCGGCUGCGCCUGCUCACCAACAACAUCCGGUCUGCACAUGCCAAUAAGCCGAAAGGACGACAAGCAAAAAUGGCUUUUGUCAACUCUGUGGCCAAACCACCUCGAGAUGUCCGACGAAGGCAGGAGAAGUUUGGAACUGGAGGAGCAGCUGUCCCUGAGAAAGUCAGGAUUAAGCCAGCACCAUAUACAACAGGAAGCAGCCAUGUUGCUGCUAGCAACAGCAGCAGCAGCUUCCACUCCAGCCCCGAGGAACUGGCCUUUGAUGGGCCCAGUACCAGCAGUGCCCACUUAGCUCCAGUGGCUAGCAGUUCUGUUUCCUAUGAUCCUAGGAAGCCAGCUGUGAAGAAAAUCGCCCCAAUGAUGGCUAAGACAAUUAAAGCUUUCAAGAACAGAUUCUCCCGACGAUAAAUAGGACUUGCCUUGGAGGUGGAGUCUGGGAAGCAAAAAUACAGGGAUGGUAGGGACAGGAGAAGAGGAUGUCCACAGAAGACCCAUAUCUUUUGCUUUGUGGAACUUUUAGCCUCUGACUCCUGCACAGUUGCAGGUAUCUUCCUGUGUGCCACAACCCUGCACCCUGCCUGGAGCACACUUCAGAUUUCUGAAGACAGUAUGAAGCCUCAGUCUUACUGAGGACUUUAAGGUCAAUUAUACUUUUAUUGCUAAUUAGCAUCUUUGUAAACUAUAAGACAUAGUUUUAAUUAAUAAAUAUUGCCCCCAGAUGUAUUUAUAGUACCCCCAGGGGUUUUUGUUUUGUUUUCUUUACUUAUUAUUUUUUUUAAUUUUCUUUUUUUUUUUUUCCCCUCUAUUGUAUAUUUAGCAUUUUAUUUUCCAGGUCUUUUAUUAAAGUUAGAUGAGUCUAGCAAAAGCCAGUCUUGUUCUAGGUCAGGUCUUUUGAGUAGACACUGGUCCAAAAGGUUGUCCCCAGAGCUUGUGUGUCACUUCAAACCCAAAUAUGGAUGGAGCCAGGAGUUAGGAAGUGCUGGACUGCCUGUCCUCCAGGGGAGCCUUGACAUAGUAACUGUUCAGAGGGUCCUCACUCUGAGACCAUCAAGAGUUCUGGGUAGGGGUCUUUCUUCCCUGCCCUUCAGUAGUGUUUGCUAAGGAAGGUUGUUUGCAGAGUCUAGAGUUCUUCCAUCUUCUGCAAAUCACGCUCCUCCCUGUUCUAAGGCUCACUGGAAGACAGAGCCUGGGUCAAAUUUGCAUAGGACCUCAGCAGGUUUAGGAUUUCUAGUUUCUGGUUCAGUAUUUUAGCCCCUCCUCCCAACCCCUUAUUUUUCCUUUCCUUACACCACCGGGAAAUACAGACAUGGCAGGGCUUUUGUAGCUCUGAAUGUGGGUUUUGGGGUUCUGAAAAGCCAGCACUUUACUCUCUUGUUCCCUAUGAAUUACUACUAGGAGUGAAUUAUUUGAAACAUUGUAGUGCUCUGUUGGAAACUGUUUUUGUUUUAAAGGAAAGAUCAUGAGACUGGAAGAGCACAGCAGGUCGCUGUGUCCAGCAGAGAACUUGCUGGGAAGCCCUCCCUCUACCUUCUGAGUGAGGGCCAGAGUUAGGAGAAAAGGGCCACCUUUGGGAGGGGCUGGACUAUACACACUGAGUCAGGGAAACCUGGUCCCAGCUAGCCAGCCAGUUCUGAAGGGAGGGAAGCUCUUUCCAGCUGACAUGGAGGCAAGAUCAGAAAACUAAGAGGGCAGCACCAGCUCCUUCCUUGCAGUCAGAAAGUAUGGAGCUAGUAGGAGUCGCUUGGUUAUAAGCCAAGUGAAAGAAGCUGUGAAGUUGAGGGGACAGAUUGCUAACCUGUGCCAUCACUCCUAUCUACAUUGUUUUUAACCACCUUGCAGACCUCAGGCUAAUGAAGACUCCAAGGCAGCCCAGGAAACCUGCAUUGCCACGCAGGAUGCCUGUUGCCGUGGGACACAAGUAUUGCUGUAUUUGGGAUUGGGUAAAGCAUGUUUCUCUGGAUUGCUUAUUUCACAUACCACCUCUCUCUUAGCCUGACCUCGAAUCUACCAUCAGGUCUCUGACCUGAAAUCAAGGGGACAUUUGCACCAGGAGCCAGGCACCUGGUGCUCAGAAUAGCCCCUCUGGGUGUUGACCACCUCAGAUCUGCCUUAGCUCUGUUUCUAAGACUUCCCAUUGCCGUCUUUCCUGUUCUAGAUUCAGUUGUGUAUGAUUUAAUUCCCCUUCUUUGGAGUGUGUAGGCCUAGGGGAAGAAAGGGCACAGAUCUGUCUAUCUCCGGUGUCAGUGUCUGGUUUGGCACAUUGAUUUCUGAUGCAGCCAGUUUGCUUAGAGCCAGAUCUUCCACCUCGUCAAGAGUGUCUGUGUCAGGGAUGUGAUUGGUGAGAGUGGUGAGGGACCCAGGGAGCCAACCGUCUCCACAACCCUCCCCAGUGUACACAAUAGCCACAAAGCAGACACACAGUGAUGUUCAAUUUUUAGUUGCAUUUGUGAAAACUUGUGCAAUUUUUUUCUGUGCUACACUACAUACAAAUCACAAAUGACAGAUUAGCCCUUUGCGGUCCUUGGUGUAACAAGGGGUUCUCAGGGGCUUUCUUUCUCUUUUUUGGAGGCAGGAGUGAGCAUCAUUCUGCUCUUCAUUUGUAUUUCGGUCCCAAAAUGUAAAUACAAUUUUCUAUGUUACUUUUUUGUGGUAACUACAAGAUAAAUAUUUUAAUUAGAUAAGUUAUACAAAAAAGAAAAACUCAAGUCUAAAUAAAAAAACAAGAAUUCUA